CGAGGGUGGAGCUACUCCUGUACCACCCCAAACGACGCGGUCGGGUCGGCGAGACGCGAGCUGGAGCUUCAAAAUUCAAAUCCCAGACUACAAAUCCUUGGCAUCCAAAACAUCUCUGUGCAUCGCGAGAACCUCAUUUUCCCGCCACGCCACGCCAGCGACUGCAACUGUGCUGCCACGAAAUCCAGUCGGGAGCAUACAAGCUUAACCCCUAGGCUCGCUGCUGUCCUAUGCUGCAGCCGCUGUCAACACACCUUCCCCUGCGCCCCCUGGCGCAUCGACUUUGACCCAUGGCAGAUUCGAAUAGCUUGGAAAGCCUCCAGGCGCUAUAUGCAGAUCUGCUUGCUCUUUCACAGUCCCGGCUGUCCAGUAUAGAACGCUUGGGGGCACAGCUUGAUGCGCAUAUAAGGGAUUUCAAGAAUCUCCUUGACAAGAAGCCGCGAAGUGACCAGAGCCGCCAGAGCCUGGCUACAGGGAAGCUUGACGUAGCUGGUGACCAGUACACCAUCAACGAAGAUUUCCAGCAGGGCGCCUUGCAACUAGCCAACGAAUUGAGCCUGGACGAGCUUGACGCUGCCCGCAUAUUCCUCGAAGUCCAAGACGAAACAGACUCAUCGGGGCGGUCGGCCCUUACAAACUCCAUAAUUCGUUUUCACCAACGUCGAAAGACCGUUUUGGACUGCCUGCUGUUGAUUUUACAGCAGUGUGCAGAUGAUGAUCAAGAUGAGGCUGUUCGGGAGGACAUGCAGGCAGUUGUGGCACAAAUUGUUCAGCCGAACAAUGGUUCAGCCAGAUACUCUCAGCGAUGCCUUACCACUAUGGAAGAUAUCACACUGGGACUCCAAGGGCUGGCGGAAAGCUUAAAUCGUGCUUCUCUCUUGGGUCCGGCCCAACAGGAAGAGGCAAGAGACACCAUCGAGUAUCAGCGCGUUAGCCUCAUCAAGCAGCAUGAAUCGAUUGGUACUAUUAUGGUGUACCUGAUUAAAGAAAACCAUUCUGUCAGAUCAGACUUCGAUCGAGUAUUGACUACCCUUCAGAAAGCUGACAAGUACGAUAACAUGCUGUUACACUAUAUCCCUGCACUUGCAGCAUUCAUCUCUCGUUUUGGAGGUUCCGAGCCAGGCAGAGAUCUUAUGGAUGCAAGAGCACUAAAUGAUAAAAUCUUCUCCCGCGUUGAUGAUAAUACUUCAUGGUCAUUGACACAUGUCCAUGCAACGGUUAAAGCACUUUGGCUUGCCGAGUAUAGUGGCUGGUAUGUCGAGCAUUCUGAUGGAAGCAUUCCUGAUGAACAGCUCGCAACCGAGGCGAGCCAUCGAUCUACGCAAUUUUCCGAAGCCUUGAGGGAUGGCGCUUUCGAUUUCAUCCUUUCCGUAUCUGCGGAUGUGAAGGCAGCAGAGUGGCAAGAUCCAGCUCGUCAUGGUCUCCGCCAAUGGCUACAACGGAAGGUCCCUGUGAUAUUGAAUGACAACAUCUCGUUCUCGCAAGAUUUCCAAAAUGUGCAGAUGGAGCAGCUUGAGGGAUUUAUUGAGGCUUUCAUCACGAAUCUCCCAGACGUGCUGAGAAAGCUGCGAACUGAGGAAGAUGAGCAGCGACAGUCAAGCAAGGAGCACGAACAUGAUCUCGAUCUUGAGAAAUUCAUAGUUAUUAUAUCGUAUGUCUUUGAAGGGCGCUCUAAAGCAGCAUAUGAUGGAUUCUGGGAUGUUCCUGAUGGAGCACUCCUGGGUUUUGUUCACUGGGCUUCGAAGCGAGCAUCAACACCUCUGGUCAGUGCGUUUUGCGAAAUGCUCCAGGCUAUUUCUGAAGACGAAGAUUGUGCGACGGCUGCUCAUCAAUUUUUGUUAGAUGAGGGACCACAGUCCUCCGGGAAAAUGAGGCGGACGCAAUCUUUGACCUGGAACCAGAUAUUCAAAGAACUAACAUUUUUCUCGUCCAAAAUUCGCGACCGCCCGGCAUUACCUCAACCCCAGAAUUUCCGACCUGGCAAGCCUCAUAGCGACCUCGCGGAAGCAGAGCCGGAGUCAGCUAUGAUGCUGGAAUCUUAUCUACGACUGAUCACGCGACUUUGUUCAGAGAGCGAAGCUGCCAGGAACUUCUUGGCUCAGCAUCCUUCCUUUCACAUCACCGACCUCCUAUUUCAGCUUGCUAGCAGCGCUAUUCAACCUCGGUUGAGAGCAUGUGCUUUCACGACACUGCAGUCACUCCUCAGUCAUAAGACCAGAGAGGCUGGCGAAUAUAUUUGGGCUUCUCUUGAUGUCUGGAUCACGGGUGGGUACUCCUCCGGAGCUACUGCUCCAAAAGCUUCUGCAUCAGUAGCAACAUCUACUGCAUCAAUGGGAGCUAUACUCAGAGGGCUAGCGUCAGGUUUCGAAGAACCGAAUGCAUUUGUAGGGCUUCUUCAUUCCCUUGUGCUUCCAUACAAAGACGAGGCCGGGCUUCACGAUGGAUUACCUUUCCCAGAAAAUCUAGGUAUCUCGACUCGCCAGCCUGGCAUCGACCCCUAUAUCGAUUUCGCUCUCGGUGUAAUCUUCGCUACGCAGCCUCAAGAACUCAACGAAAUAGUUCAAGUGAGGCUGUUGCAACUUACCUGCCUGGACUUCAUAGCAACUUGCCUGGACACGUUUAAUGAGGACCUUGUCAUAUUCGCAAGCCAGACCAACGUGUCAGUUGAUGCAGCUAUUCAAGCCUCCAAUCUCCUGAACUAUGUCCUUCUUCAUCCUUUCUCAAGAGUAAUGGAGUGGAUGUUCAACGAGAAGGUCAUGGCUGCGAUUUUUGCUGCAGUUCAUCAUGAAGCAGCAGAUAUCGCACGUGCUGCACCAGACUCACCACUGGUUCUGUGUUUGCUCCGAGGAAUUCACGUCAUCACGUCAAUAAUGAAUCUACAGCCGACAUACCUGGACAUCAUACGACCGUUGAUGAAAUCGCAGCCAAACUAUCGACGUAUCCCGGUUGCCAGUGCUGCUUUCAGCUGUUUUGAAGACGGCGUCCUCAACAAUCUCACCAUUUUUCCACACUUGGGACGCUACUGUGGGACAGGGCACGCAGAGCUUGUGAUAGCAUCAUUGAAGCUUCUUGAAAAGCUGUCGGCCUCUCCAAAGCUUUCAUUAUCUCCGAUCGUGGGAUUUGGCAGAGGGUCUGAUCGAAAUAGGGCCCUCGCCGCACUCGAUGACGAUGCCGAAACAAUAUCGAAAAUUCUUCUACGAGAGAUGGAGGCAGAUAUUGACGUCAACCAGGGCUCGGAGUCACCUGCUUAUAUUGUUCAGAUCCAUAUUCUGGAUUUCUUGAGUUCGUGCCUUCGAGCAGCAUCUGGCCAGCCAACUAUUGCUCAUCUAUUACUCGGAUUUCAGUGCGAUUCCAGUGGACUUACCGUGGGAGCAGAUUGUUCUUUCAGCCGGGGUAUCUCCUUAUUCCAUACCAUCUUGAACCUUGUUCUACAAUCCCCUGUUGGUGACGAAUCUGGUCCUGUAUCCUGGCUCGUUGCCUUGGCUAUGAAAGGUAUGCAGGUACUCAAAGAGCUGUGGAGCUCACCCAUCUCGACGAAAUUGGUGAUGUCGGAGAUGAGGGCAAACGACACUUUAUUUCUCAUGUUUGUCAGAGAAGGAGUCAUAGAGCCAGGCAUGACCUGGAAUGGAUUAACACAAUCCAAUCCAGCUUUCACGUCCACAGCAUCGGCGACCUGUUUCUCAAGUUAUCUCUUCCGACGCGCCAUCAUACUGCAAUACCUUUCGGCAGAACUCCGUCAAGUUGUGCAGAGUCAUUCUCCUUCUUUAAGAGAGCGGAUUUUUGAAACCCUCAUGGGCUCUACGACAAUUGAUGAUGGCCAAGUGAUCGAUCACGCCACAAUCUUUGAUCUGUUUGACUUCAUGGAUCCCGACUUCAACCGCAACCAGAAUCCGCCACAAUUCUCAUGGUUCAGUGAAGCUGACCUAUUUGCUUGUUUGGAUGAUACUGAGGAUGUUUCAUCUCCUUUCGAUAUCAGCAAAAUGAAUGAGCUUCUCGUGUUGAGGCGAGCCGAGCUUACCCGCACUGGGAGACUUGCCACCCCUCAAGAUGCGACUAUGGUAAAUAUUCAAGCUCAAGGUCUGCUCGAUUUCUACGUGCAAGAUAAUGAGAUCAAGAAUAUCGGUACAGCCAGAUUGACUGUAUUGAGGGCUUGGGUUCAGCUGACGCUUGUUAUGAUAGAGAGCGGUGAGUUAGAGGGCACAGCCAGGACAUCUUUUGUCUUGCGAGCGCUGCAAACGAUAAUGCCGAGAUUAGAAGGCGAUCUCGAGGACAUAGAUGAGGCUAUGGAGCUUGCCCGCCUUGCCAGAUCGCUGGUUUUUGGACUGACUUUUACGUCUGACUCACUCAAGGCAGGAGAUAUGGGUAACCUGGUCAGCGAUCGGCUUUUCCACCUAUUCCAGGUGUCGCUCAGAGCCAUCAGCACCCUUGGAUCGAACAUUACAUUGAAGGAGUACUACUACAACAUCUGCUUCCGGUAUUUAGAAGGUAUGUCAGGCGUGAAUGGCAUUUCCGGGAUCCAUAAAAGGCACAGCAUUCAGACCAUCAAAUCAGCAGGAGAGCGGUUUAUCGAUUUUGUAUGUGACGAUGCGCAUGGUGGGGACCAGACUUGUCGAAUCUCAGCCUUACUCGUACUCGUAGCAUUGGUCAAACUCGGUAUAAAUGAGAAUUCCAAGUACAUCAUAGAAUCUCUGCAGCGGCUGAACUUUAUCGGCAUUCUCGUCGAGUCCAUACAAAACGUCACCACGGAUUUACGAGACGUCAAGAGUCAAGAUGUCGACAUGAACCUUUCAUAUUGUCAUGCUAAACUAGCGCUUCUAUUGAGCAUAUCGCAGACCCGAUUUGGAGCAGCAGCUGUGCUCAAUGCCGGGUUGUUCUACUCGGUCCAAGCUUCUCAUCUCUUCUCCAUUGAUCCUGAUCUUGGCGUUGACAUUGAAGGCCCAGGUGCUAUAGACAAGCACUACAAGCUAUUGGCAGCGGUGAUGCGCAUUCUAUGUGCCGCUGUCCUGAGCCGGGGAUCACAGAAUCUACAGACUAUUGAUCAGGGGCGCAGAUUCCUGUCUGACCAUAGAUUGACCAUACUCUCUGUUCUGAAGAAGUCAGCUGGGCUGGGUGGUCCUGCAGGCUCCUCAGACCAUAGCAUCGAUGAACUGGCAGAGUCAUAUAUGCUGCUCAUAUCAGUUACUGACUUCCUUGAUUUCGAGGAUCAGACAACGCAGAAGAAGCAGACAAUGAAUGGAUUCACUGUGUUUACUUGAAAUCUCGUACGCCUCCUUAGGAUCUACUAUACCAUAGAUAGAUAGGAAUGCUGUUUGGUGUACUAAGACCCUUUGGGCAUACCACAAUUGGGGGAGGGAAGGGCAAGAUCUGCAGAUGAAUGAAAAAUGAAUGGAGAUGCAUACAAUAAGUUCACCCGAAGCAACAUGUCUGUACAUACCCAGCUGCAAGUUUGUUCAACACCGACCAGUGCCACGAUGAACAUUCGUGUCUCUGUUCCAUUUAUGCUUCGCUGAAACCAAGCCUCUCAUGUUUCCAAUUCUUUAGAACAUGUCAGCCUGGCCGUGUUGAGAUUGAC
Cadophora gregata is the source of this 5572-nucleotide messenger RNA. RefSeq lists its product as uncharacterized. Gene Ontology annotation, biological process: nuclear pore organization. The transcript is spliced from 7 exons. The record is from RefSeq and is a predicted model, not a curated record. Gene Ontology annotation, cellular component: nuclear pore inner ring; nuclear pore. Lineage: Eukaryota; Fungi; Ascomycota; Leotiomycetes; Helotiales; Ploettnerulaceae. Gene Ontology annotation, molecular function: structural constituent of nuclear pore. Bases 291 to 5255 code for a protein of 1654 amino acids.